This is a messenger RNA of Impatiens glandulifera, 381 nucleotides long. Its product is annotated as auxin-responsive protein SAUR15-like. The transcript has a single exon. Gene Ontology annotation, biological process: response to auxin. Lineage: Eukaryota; Viridiplantae; Streptophyta; Magnoliopsida; Ericales; Balsaminaceae. The record is from RefSeq and is a predicted model, not a curated record. The coding region runs from base 1 to 381 and encodes 126 amino acids.
AUGAAUUCAAUGAAGAAACUAGCAAACAAAGUGAAGAGCAUGAAUAAACAAAAGAGUAUGAAAUCAGGGUACGUGGGUUUAAAUGGAGAUGGAUCAGUUGAAGAAGAACAAGAAUCAACUCCAACCGGGUUUGUGGCUAUCUACGUUGGUGAAGAUAGAACCCGGUUCGUUAUCCCCACGGGUCAUUUGUCUCAUCCUUUAUUCAAAAUGUUGUUAGAAAAGGCAGAAAAUGAAUUUGGGUUCGAUCAACAACAAGGUCUCAUGGUUCCUUGUACCGUCGCCGCGUUUCAACAAGUGGUCGUUGCGAUUGAGACUAGUCACCGCCGGUUUGAUUUUGGGGACAUUGUUGAAGAGUUUAUCGUAAAUGGGUCCGGCCGGUGA